Molecule: messenger RNA, 1297 nt
Organism: Mercurialis annua (annual mercury)
Lineage: Eukaryota; Viridiplantae; Streptophyta; Magnoliopsida; Malpighiales; Euphorbiaceae
Product: protein INCREASED RESISTANCE TO MYZUS PERSICAE 1-like
Exons: 4
Coding region: 112-621 (169 amino acids)
Source: RefSeq, a predicted model, not a curated record
GGGAGAAGACGAGUAACAGGAAUCUUUGCACACACCAAACUCUUUCAACAAACAAAAACCCUCUCACUUUCCCUCUCCCCAAAUCCAAAACCCUAAUUUUUCAACUCCGGCAUGGCAAACAAGCGCUCUCGUCCCGGCCAGUCACAAGAAUUCGACGAAAUUACACUCGUCAAUCCGUCGCCGGCGUUCCCGUUGGACGUUCACCGCUCCUCAUUCAUGCAAUCUAAUGCCAACCAGCAAUCUCAUCGCUACUCUGAGUCUCCGUCUCAGUCUCGGCAAAGUGUGUUUUCAGCUCCGUCGUCUCCGCCGCCGAAAGACCCCCGCGAUAAUGAGCCUUUUCUUAAACGGUGUUUUAAUUGCAAGAAGCUAUUAGAUCAUACUAAAGAUAUCUUCAUGUACAAUGACUCUCCUUUUUGCACCCAAGAGUGCCGCAAUGUGCGAAUUGCAAUUGACAAGGCAGCAGAGGAUGCGCUUAAAAAGGCUCCGAAAGCAAAGGCUCCAGCUUCAACUCCAAUUCCAAUUCCGAUUCCAGGUUCAGCUUCAAACAGGGGAAUGAUUAGAAUUCUGAAAGGCUUUCAGGAAUUUUGGCGGAAAAUGUGGCCCAAGACAAGGACAGAAUAACUUUACGUUUCAGUUUCUCAUUUUGAUGGACUUUCUUUACAGUUUGAACUUCUCUGCUCUGUAUGGGUUAGGCCCAUGGGUCAAUCUAUUUGUUUUUUCUCAAAGGCCCAUUAACAACAGGUCAUUAGAGGUUGAUUGCUUGAUGUAGACGUCACUACAAAUGAUGAGCCACCAAGGCACUCAACUCAAAAACCAAAAAAAAAACGAAAGGGAGGCCAGGCUAGGCGCUGAGAAAAAUGAAUCAAAUGAUGGAAAUGACAUAUUUCGAAUCUUAUUCAAGUGUGGGUAAUUUUGUUUUUUCAAUUUUAAUUAGGUUCUGCCUAAAAACCAAUGUAGAAAAAGAUGGGUUUGACUAUAAAAGAUUAGAUGGAGGGUAAGAUAGAAAUGCACGUGGAUUCCCUUAUUGAAGAAUGACAGAGUCUACACCUAAAUAUGAGAUCACACACUGUUAGUCAAUCUGUGAGUUGAAGAGGGUGUUGACUACACACCCAUACGACACCACGUACGCAUCCCUUGCUGUGUAUUAAUUCUGUUGUAGUGGAGUAUUAAUGAAUCUGUGAGAGUAAUAAACCCAGGAGUACUGUACUGACAGACAUGGCUUGUUUCACAAGCAAUGGUGAUUAAAAAAUGAAGAGGAGAUAAGCUUAAUUAAUAAUGUGACAUCACCUCUACAUAA